GUUGCGUGGACCGUCGCAACUCCCGCGACGUCCGAUACCUCUAGCGAGACGCUCGAUGAUUCGGCCACUAGAGCCUAAGGGGUGGUUUUUUGUGCAGCCUGGUGAGCACAAACGGAAGCCCAAUGGUAUCUUGGGUCUUUUGUGCCGGCUGCACUUCUCCGGACUCGUGAUGCAUGCCGGGGUGCUGGAGCCGGCAUACACGUGGGACCACUACAUGGCCAGCCCGGACGCUACUGAUCGCGAAGGAAGGAACUUUACCACCAAAGCGAGGCGGGUGGUCGGGGAGUUGUGGGAUUUCUACAGGUGCGAGGAAGGCUAUGAGGCCCGGGCGAACGAGCGGGCUCACCAGGCUUGCUACAAGCUGGUGAAGGACAUGCACUAUGAGGCGCGUGUCCAGGCCGUCAUUGUGUACUGCGCCGAAUUCGAGAAGAGGAGUGUCAAGAAACCAGCCGCAAGGGACAUCUUUCUCACAUGA
Molecule: messenger RNA, 475 nt
Organism: Panicum virgatum (switchgrass)
Lineage: Eukaryota; Viridiplantae; Streptophyta; Magnoliopsida; Poales; Poaceae
Exons: 3
Coding region: 56-475 (139 amino acids)
Biological process (GO): transposition
Source: RefSeq, a predicted model, not a curated record